Molecule: messenger RNA, 1581 nt
Organism: Hyla sarda
Lineage: Eukaryota; Metazoa; Chordata; Amphibia; Anura; Hylidae
Product: ficolin-2-like
Exons: 11
Coding region: 437-1378 (313 amino acids)
Source: RefSeq, a predicted model, not a curated record
CACGGACGGAGUCACAUGACCUGUUGAUCAUGUGACAACCCAGGAAGUGCGGCAUCUUACAGCGCCGCUGACAAAAAAGAGGUCAGAGAUCAAAAGGAAACAAAGCAAUAUGAGGUGCCGACGCACAAAUGUGUGCAGACCUGCGUCCUCAGAAGACAAAGCAGGGGGAGGGGAGAUGAGGAGCUGUGUAGGAGCUUCUUGCUCUCAUGCACACCUGUGACCACCUGGAGGGGGAGAUGAGGAGGCGUGGCCUAUCUCUGUCAUGCAGUUUUGAAAGAACAGAGAAAAAAAAUUACAUCUUGUCCACAGCCUAAUCCUAACCUGUGAACAACAGUAAGAGAUCCAACACAGAACUACAGAACUCCCUGGCCCACAAACAGGCUCCAAUAAAAACCCAUUUCCGUCACACAACUGAAGAUCAGAUGUACUUGGCACAAUGUGGGCUUUACUGGCUGCUGCUCUCUGCUUGGGAUCCUCUGUUAGUGCUGAACACUCAUGUCCCGAAAUAAAAUAUGUGGCAAUUGGAGAAACUGAUAAGCUGACAAUCCUCCGAGGAUGUCCUGGUCUGCCUGGAGCUCCUGGGCUAAAAGGAGAAGUUGGUUCAUCGGGGGAGAAAGGACCUAAAGGAGACCCUGGGAAUGCCGGACCUGCAGGACAGCCAGGAUCUGCUGGUUCUCCUGGAUUGCCUGGACUGAAAGGAGAGAAAGGGGAAUCUGUAUUUUCAGGUCCAGCUUAUGCUCCUCGAAACUGCAAGGAACUACGGGAGCAAGGGACUUACCUCAGUGGGUGGUACAAAAUAUAUCCAGAUGGAGAGAAUCCUCUUACAGUCUUGUGUGACAUGGAUACAGAUGGAGGAGGAUGGAUUGUUUUCCAGAGACGGUAUGAUGGCACUGUGAAUUUUUUCAGAGAGUGGAAUGACUACAAGCAAGGGUUUGGUAACCAGCUUAGUGAGUUCUGGCUGGGAAAUGACAAUAUUCACCGCCUCACAUCUACAGGAACCCAUACACUUCGAAUAGAUCUGACAGAUUUUGAACAUAGCUACAGUUUUGCCACCUAUGCUUCAUUUGCCCUAUCAGGAGAAAACGACAAUUAUAAGCUGAAUGUUGGCCCUUUCAUUGAAGGCACUACAGGUGACGGUCUCGCUUAUCACAAUGGCCGCCCCUUCACAACCAAAGACAAAGACAAUGAUGCUUUUUCAGAAAAUUGUGCAGUACGCUUUAAAGGUGCUUGGUGGUACGGAGAAUGCCAUAAUUCCCAUCUAAAUGGACAAUAUCUGAGAGGAACACAUGCCAGCUAUGCCGACGGAGUAAACUGGAAAUUUGGAAAAGGACAGCAUUAUUCCUAUAAAAUAACUGAAAUGAAGUUUAGGCCAGUUUAAUAUGUGUGCUAUUUUUUGUAGUGUCAAAGAAGCCAUAUUUUGUUUUUACAAACAUGACUACAUAUUACCAAAGGCCAUCCCAACUAUGGAGGCAACAUAUGAGUUUUGUCCUUCUUUAGGAUGGUCCCCACAUUUCUCAGAAUAAUCUAUGAUAUGACACAUUUGUAUUUGUAACCUCAUGUCUAAUGUAUACCCAUGUACAG